AUGCGUGGUAAGCCAAAUCCCUGGGGAAUUAAGUUAUAUCUUAUGUGUGGUGAGAGUGGUCUGGUAUAUGAUUUUCUUCUUUACCAAGGAUCUACCACUAAACUAAAUUGUAAUAUACAAAAAGUAUUUGGUUUAGGUGGUGCUGUGGUUUUAAAACUUACCAUGCUAUUAAAAAAAAACCGUCAUUUUUUGUAUAUGGAUAACUUUUUCACUUCUUUCAAAAUAUUACAUGCACUACAACAAAAUUACAUAUAUUCUGCAGGCACAAUCAGAGUAAAUCGGUUUGCAAAUCCGCCUUUUAUCAGUGAUAAAGAACUAUCAAAAAUGGGUCGUGGAUCAUCAUAUGAAGUGAGUUCUAACAUGCAUAAUAGUAAUAUUGGAUUAAUCAAAUGGUAUGACAAUAAGGCAGUGGUAUUAGGGUCUAAUUUCAUAACCUCUGGGGUUCCUGAUGACAUAAAAAGGUAUGACAAAAAAGAAAAAACUUACAUUACUGUAAAUAGGCCAGAAAUUGUAAAAUGUUACAACCAGUCAAUGGGAGGAGUAGAUAAGCAUGAUCAACUUGUAAGUUUUUUCAGAACAUUCAUUAAAUCUAGAAAGUGGAUACUAAGAAUGAUCACACAUGCCUUUGACAUGGCCUGUGUAAAUAGUUGGUUGGAAUACAAAUUAUAUUGUAAACAUAUUGGCAUUUAUAAAACGAUGGACCUACUGCACUUCAAGGAACGCUUAGGUGAAACCCUAAUUUUAGUAGGUAAGACUUUGGUAAAGAAAAGAGGUAGGCCUAGCAAUAGUCCAUCACCAUUAUCAACUCCAGUUCGAAAACGAGUCAGGAAUAUUGAUCAAAGACCAUUUGAAGAGGUACGAUUUGAUCACAUUGACCAUUUACCAACAAAUGACAAUAGUAAUUAUCCUGUUCGCUGUAAAAAUGAGGGGUGCAAGCUACGAAGUCCAGUAAAAUGUACUAAAUGUGGUGUUCAUUUAUGUUUUACUAAAAGAAAUGAAUGCUUCAGAUUGUACCACAUCAAAUAA
Messenger RNA from Rhopalosiphum padi (bird cherry-oat aphid), 1026 nucleotides. Its product is annotated as piggyBac transposable element-derived protein 3-like. Bases 1 to 1026 code for a protein of 341 amino acids. Lineage: Eukaryota; Metazoa; Arthropoda; Insecta; Hemiptera; Aphididae. The transcript has a single exon. The record is from RefSeq and is a predicted model, not a curated record.